CUAGCGGUCCAGCGACGGGUCAAUUAUCAAUCCUUUUUUUUUAAAACAAUUAUCAAUCCCUUUAAUUCCGUAUUAAGAAAAAAGUUUGGGGAUUCAGGAGAGGAGUUUCAUCUCCCCCAUUUCUUCCCUUGAUUGGUUAACCACCGCCACCCGUUUUGCUUCCUCUUUAUCUACGGCGGCGCGUCAUUUGCGCUGGCCGUGCAUCGGCCUUGCCUCUUAUAUCACGCAUUCCAGAUGGGCCAGUCUCCGUCGAUCCACCACCAAUCGUCGCCGGGUGGGUCUACUAACCGUCUCCGCGGCUGUUAUCCCAAGGCUGCUGGUAGCUGCCGCCGAUCAAUGGCUGACCAAUCGGAUCCGGCGCAGGUGGGCGUCGAUUGCGCCUCGGAUUCGGAAGAUGGUUUCGGGAGAUACGAUUACAGCGAUGACAUUCCUGACGAAUGUCUGACUCUGAUUUUUCAAUUCCUGAGCUCCCGUGACCGGAACAGCUGCGCUCUCGUCUGCCGGAGGUGGCUCGUCGUGGAAGGACAGAGCCGCCACCGCCUCUCCCUCCACGCCAAAUCUGAUAUCCUCUCUCACGUUCCCGUCCUCUUCUCUCGAUUCAAUUCCGUCACCAAACUGGCCCUCCGGUGCGACCGCAAAUCCGUAAGCAUAGAUGACGAAGCUUUGGUCCAAAUCUCUCUCUGCUGCCGUAACCUCACGCGGCUGAAACUGCGCAGCUGCCGCGACGUCACGGAUGUGGGGAUGGCAGCCUUAGCUAAGAACUGCAGGAGCUUGACAAAGUUCUCCUGCGCAUCUUGCGUGUUUGGAACCAAAGGUAUGAAUGCUCUGCUGGAUAACUGUUCUUCCCUUGAGGAACUUUCUGUCAAACGCCUCCGAGGCAUCAACGAUGGCCUAGCAGCUGAGCCAAUUGGCCCAGGAGCUGCCGCUUCGUCUCUGAAAUCCAUUUGCUUGAAAGAGCUCUACAAUGGACAAUGCUUUGGGCCAUUGAUCUGUGGGUCAAAGAAUCUGAGAACUCUUAAGCUUUUGAGAUGUGUUGGGGAUUGGGAUAAUCUGUUGGGGAACCUUGGUGGUGGGCAAAAUUGUUUGGUGGAGAUGCAUCUGGAGAGGCUUCAAGUGGGUGAUUUUGGGCUCAGAGCAGUGGCAAAAUGCCUGGAUUUGGAGAUCUUACACUUGGUUAAGACACCCGAAUGCUCGGAUGAAGGUGUUGUAGCAGUGGCUAAGAGCUGUAAGCUCUUGAGGAAAGUCCACAUUGAUGGAUGGAAGACAAAUCGGAUAGGAGAUGAGGGCUUACUUGCCAUUGCUGAGAACUGUUCUUACCUUAAAGAGCUCGUUCUUAUUGGUUUAAAUCCUACCUCUACUAGUCUCUCUGCAAUCGCUUCUAAUUGUCGGCAAUUAGAGCGAUUGGCCCUGUGUGGUAGUGAGACAAUUGCCGAUCCUGAAGUCUCCUGUAUCGCCAAGAAAUGUGUGUCUCUGAAGAAGCUUUGCAUCAAAGGAUGCGAGGUGAGUGAUGAAGGGAUUGCUGCUUUUGCGUGGGGAUGUCCGAAUCUAGUGAAAAUUAAGGUCAAGAAAUGUAAACGCGUAACGGGUGGAUCUGCAGAUUCACUGAGAGCGAGGAGGCCUUCCCUGGCAGUGAAUUUGGAUGUGGGUGAAGUUGAAGGCGGUGAGCGCUUGGAUGGGAGUGCAAGUGAUAGUGGAGCACAAGAUGGUGCAGAGUUCCACUCCUCAGUCAUCAGUGGUGGUGGUGGUGGUGAUAUUGCUUCUUCUUCUUCUUCUUCAGGUAGUAGCAAUGGCAGAGGUUGUUCAUCAUCAGCAUCAUCUAAGUCCAGGUUUGGAUUUCUUGUUGGAAUAAACCUUAUGCCUUGCACGUUUAGAGGAUUUUCAAAUGGCAAUGGUAGCUCCAAUGAAAGCUAGCUAAUGAGAGCUAUCAUCGUUUCUAAAACUGGUAGGUUUUGUAUUGUAAAAUGAGUUAGAGCUGUGUUAAUCAAUGUCCAAGUCUCUCUUAUUUGUUCCAAGAAUUGAUGCCCCCGAGAGACGACAAUGUAUUUUUUUUAUGUUCAAAAGUGAUUGAAGUUUAAACAUCAUAUUUCAUACUUGCUUCCCAAAUUUGUCUUUGUUCAUGUUUACAUUAUGAUGUUGAUGAUCAUACAAAGUUUAUGGUUUAUGUUGCACCGAAACAGGUAUAAACUCUUGUGUGAAAG
Cuscuta campestris is the source of this 2198-nucleotide messenger RNA. The record is from the annotation of a GenBank genome assembly. Lineage: Eukaryota; Viridiplantae; Streptophyta; Magnoliopsida; Solanales; Convolvulaceae.